Messenger RNA from Sinocyclocheilus anshuiensis, 622 nucleotides. RefSeq names its product hemagglutinin/amebocyte aggregation factor-like. NCBI's taxonomy places the organism in Eukaryota, Metazoa, Chordata, Actinopteri, Cypriniformes, Cyprinidae. The transcript has 5 exons. The record is from RefSeq and is a predicted model, not a curated record. Bases 35 to 547 code for a protein of 170 amino acids. Gene Ontology annotation, biological process: collagen fibril organization. Gene Ontology annotation, cellular component: extracellular matrix.
ACAGCGUAGAAUCGCAUUUGCAUCCCUGAACACUAUGAAGAAAGUUGCUCUGUUUCUGUUUCUGACUGGACUUUUGGGCCGUGCACAAGGCUGGCAGAACAACUAUGACGGGCCUCUAAACUUUAACUGUCCUGCAGGGCAGUCAAUAUCCUCCAUUACGAGUGAAAACAGCAAUCACCAUGAGGACCGGCGUUGGGACUUUGGCUGCCAAGCCACCUUUGGCCAGAGCGCAGAAUGUUACUGGACAAAUUACGUCAACGACUUCGACCAAGCGCUCCUGUUUGAGUGUCCAGCAGAACAUGUGAUGGCAGGAAUGAGCAGCUACCACAACGACUACUUUGAGGACAGACGCUGGCGGUUUUACUGCUGUAGAAGUCCAUGUGUUACUAAAAACUGUCAUUGGACCUCGUAUGUGAACUCCUUUGAUGAGUACUUCACCUGGACUGCGCCUUCCAGCAACGUUCUGGUGGGAGCUCAGAGCUACCAUCAAAAUCAUGAAGAAGAUCGACGAUGGAGGUAUAAGGUCUGUGUCCAGUACAGAUGUUGAUUCUGAGAUUCAAUAUUCUCUCGCAGUUCAUGAUGAAUAUUCUCUCUUGAUCCUCUGAAAUAGACGCAAGUUGAA